UGACACGGGAGCCCUACAGUCAGAAAGCUUGGGAGGUGUAGUGGGAGAACGGCAAGGGAGUCGGAGUAAACGAGAAGACUUUUACUCAGAUUAUUGAAGGACAUAGCAGUCAAAAUACAUCUCCGAAAGCUUCCUCAAUAAUGAUCGGGAAUCACUUUUGAAACCUUAGUCCAGGCGGCGGCGGCGGCAGCCCCUGCACCUCGCCCAGCCUCCCAGGGCGUGCAGUCUGAACCAGCAAAGGGUUACUCUCAGAAGCGUCCGGGCCCCGUAUUCGGUCUCACUGUUUCACGUAAAGGUAACUCGCGAGAAGGCGGCUCCCGGUUUCCCCGCUUCCUGCCGCGGUUUGAGUGAAGGGCGUUUGGGGACCAGAGCGCCGUCUCUCCCUGUCGGACUCCGCGGACGGACCACCCCAGCAGGCCACCAUGACUGAUGUGGUAAUCGUGAAGGAGGGAUGGCUGCACAAGAGAGGAGAGUACAUCAAGACCUGGAGGCCGAGGUAUUUCUUGUUGAAGAGCGACGGAACAUUCAUCGGGUAUAAGGAGCGACCGCAAGAUGUCGACCAGCUGGAAACGCCAUUAAAUAACUUCUCGGUAGCACAGUGCCAGCUGAUGAAGACAGAGCGGCCCAAGCCCAACACAUUCAUCAUCCGCUGCCUGCAGUGGACCACUGUCAUCGAGCGCACCUUCCACGUGGAGACCCCUGAGGAGAGGGAAGAAUGGACGAAAGCCAUCCAAACCGUGGCGGACAGCCUCCAGAAGCAGGAGGAGGAGAUGAUGGACUCCUCGCCUGACCCCAUGGACAUGGAGGCCUACCUGACCAAACCUCGACUCAAAGUGACUAUGCACGACUUUGAAUACCUCAAACUCCUUGGGAAAGGCACUUUUGGCAAAGUCAUCCUAGUGAAGGAGAAGGCCACAGGUCGAUACUAUGCCAUGAAAAUUUUGAAAAAGGAAGUAAUCGUAGCGAAAGAUGAAGUAGCGCACACACUCACAGAAAAUCGAGUGCUACAGAAUUCCAAGCACCCAUUCUUGACGGGAUUGAAAUACUCUUUUCAGACUCACGACCGGUUGUGCUUUGUCAUGGAGUACGCGAACGGCGGAGAGCUCUUUUUCCACCUGUCGCGAGACCGGGUCUUCUCGGAGGAACGGGCCCGCUUCUACGGGGCGGAGAUAGUCUCCGCAUUGGACUACCUGCACUCGGAGAGGAACGUGGUCUACAGGGACCUGAAGCUGGAAAACCUCAUGCUGGACAAGGACGGGCACAUUAAAAUCACGGACUUCGGCCUGUGCAAGGAGGGGAUCAAGGACGGGGCCACCAUGAAGACCUUCUGCGGAACCCCGGAGUAUCUGGCCCCGGAGGUGCUGGAGGACAACGACUACGGGCAGGCUGUGGACUGGUGGGGCCUGGGCGUGGUCAUGUACGAGAUGAUGUGUGGCCGCCUGCCCUUCUACAACCAGGACCACGAGAAGCUGUUCGAGCUCAUCCUCAUGGAGGACAUCCGCUUCCCUCGCACGCUGGCUCCCGAGGGAAAGUCCUUGCUCUCCGGUCUGCUCAAGAAGGACCCCCGACAGCGGUUAGGAGGCGGGCCGGAUGAUGCCAAGGAGAUCAUGCAGCACAAGUUCUUUGCUGGGAUUGUGUGGCAGGAUGUUUACGAGAAGAAGCUGGUCCCACCCUUCAAGCCUCAAGUCACCUCGGAGACGGACACGCGGUAUUUCGAUGAAGAGUUCACAGGCCAGACCAUCACCAUCACGCCACCGGGACAAGAUGAGAACAUGGAGUCGUUUGACAGCGAAAGGAGACCCCACUUCCCCCAGUUUUCGUACUCCGCCAGUGGAACAGCAUAAAGGCCCCCCCUCUACAUUCCCUCUCCCCCACCAGACUGCAUUCUUAAAGACAGUGGCAUCUCUAUCCUAUUGCUUUUUUUUGACACAAGUGUUUCAAACUGCAGACAUUUUUGGUUUGCAGUUGUUUGUAGAUCGCGAUGCUCCAUCCAACAAAAGUGAUGGGUUUCUGUGGCCUUUGAAGACCAUGAUUUUGUAAUGUUUACGAGACGUAACACUACCGUUAAUUUUCCGCAUUCACGUUUCCAUUCAGACGGGCCCCGUUGUCCUUGGCCUACUGAACAAAUUCACAGCCAAUAGAAGAUGGCAGUUUAGAUACAGAACACAUAGAGAUGCUCCAAGUUUUUUUUUCUUCUCCUUACCUUCAAACCCCACCCCCCCCCAUUUCUUCUGUCACUCCCUGCACUUUUCUCUUGAUAAAAAAUGGGAACAUGUAUUAGGAUUAUGAAAUUCCACAUUUUAUUGUUGUUCUUUUGCUGUUGUACUUUGAAAAAGGGCAGCUGUGUAUGCAAGCUGCUUUUUGAAAUGGGGUGCAACAGGCUUUCAAAUUUAUGAUAUGCAUGAAGGUAGCAACACCGUUUUUGUUGCAUCGUUGAGGAACCCCUUUUGAGAAGGCCAAAAUGUAGUUUGUCGAUGGAAGUUAGCUUUAAGCACAUCCAAAUGUUUCAGAACCCGGCGGUGUCGGUAAAAUCAGUUUAAUUCAAGAAAAUUAUUCAAAUCACAGAUUUUCUGUUUAAGAUGCAGUUCGAACCCCACAAUAUUCCCAGCAUGAAGAAUGCAGCACAUAUCAGAAAACACAUCUCUCUUAUUGGCAGGCAGUGCUAUCAUGUCCUACUCAAAUGGGUCACAGUACAAUCACAUUGAGUGGACCGGUAUCAAUAUACAUUUGGUUUAAGUACCUGAAUAGCUGGAUUGAAUCAACUAACUGUAAGAAAGAUCAGAGACAAAUGUCAACCUUGGGAGCCUAUGCGUGUGUGUGUGCAUGCAUGUGUUUAUUUAUAUGUGUGUAUGUAUACAUACACAUACAGUACACAUGUUCACACACUCAUACAUUUUGUUGUGUUAAAUGUUUAACACUGCUGACAGGUAAACUUGUUGGAUUGUACAGCCAAUGACAGAUUCUGGGCCUGGCCUCCCCCCCUCCUUUAAAAUACCAUGUGUGAGGCCCCCCUUUUCCUCAUGGGACCGGUAACAGGUGACAGGUAAACUUGUUGCAAUGUGCAGCCAAUGACAGAUCCUGGGCCUGGCCUCCCCCCCCACUCCUUUAAAAUACCAGUGUGAGGCCCCCCUUUUCCUCACGGGACCCGCUGCUGUAUGCCACGCAGGCUGCCCGUCCGGGUGGUGGCAGCACCGUGAGACGAGCCUUUGGACCAAGCGCCACAUCUGAAUGUUCUGCUCCACCGACAAAUCUCCCAGAGUUCCCUGCGAGCUGGCUGUCUAGGCGCCCAUCACUCUUUCCUGUCCUGUAUUGGGUCUCCCUUUUCCCCAAUGCGUCCAGCACCGCCUCAGUGAGGUCGCCGUAAACACUCUUCGUAGAAUAUCGGUGUGGAACUGCUUUUUCGGUUUCAGGCGAACGUGCUGUGGAGUGGAGUGAGCCAUGAUUUCCUCAGAGGGCUGUCUGAUCUAACCGUUCUCUUUUUCACAGUGUAUAUACACCAGCAGAUUUAAUGGACACAAGUGUGCUUGUGGAAUACCUUUUCCAGCUCCACAGCAGUCAAGCAUUUUGUACAUUUAAUUGUACUUGUUCCACAUUGGUAUUGAAUUUGAAAACGGCACAAUCAGCCUUUCUUUUGAUACGCUAAUAGAAACGAGAUGUAAAUAUAAACAAAAUGUUUUAAGCAAAACAAAAUGAAGUAGUUUUGUUGGAAUGACUGAAUUGAAGUGGCACCAUUAAAUUGGCCUUACCUGUCACAUGCUUUUGAAUUGGUCAAGUAUUCACUCAAAUUUUUAAAUAAUGUUUUUUCCUCUUUAAAUUAUUGUUGUCAGUGUUUCAGACUUUGACUGAUAAUCACUCUUAACUCAUUCAGCAUGCUUAAAUGAAUGUAAAGUUUUAUUUUUAUUUUCUUGUGACAGCCCACAUUUCAUCUUUCUCUUUUGUAUGUUUUGUGUAUUUACAUUAUGUCUCAAAACAUUAAUACUUCUCUUGAAUCUCUGCUUUUCCUGUUGUUCAAAAUGUAGAUCUGAUAGUUGCUUAUUCAUAUAGUCACUCUCCCUUGGCUGUCACGUCAUAGAAUUGCUGGGGGAAAAAAUGUGUUUGAAAAUUUUAUUUUAAACUCAUUUCUCCCAGCCCCCCCCCCCCCCCAAACACAAACACACACAACACCUUCUUUUAAGACAGCUGGGAGGCUGAUUUAUAAAACACCAGCUUUAGUGAACAAACCAACAAUAUGAACUUUUGUUGUUUUUUUUUUACACACAGUUCAACUGUUUUUACUUUAGCAUUUUUGUUUCCUUUAAAUUGCUGAAAUAAAGAAUUUUAACUAAAA
Messenger RNA from Anguilla rostrata (American eel), 4327 nucleotides. It is a transcript of the gene akt1, whose product is annotated as v-akt murine thymoma viral oncogene homolog 1. Gene Ontology annotation, molecular function: protein serine/threonine kinase activity; ATP binding. Gene Ontology annotation, cellular component: cytoplasm; nucleus. The record is from RefSeq and is a predicted model, not a curated record. The coding region runs from base 423 to 1844 and encodes 473 amino acids. NCBI's taxonomy places the organism in Eukaryota, Metazoa, Chordata, Actinopteri, Anguilliformes, Anguillidae. Gene Ontology annotation, biological process: protein phosphorylation. The transcript is spliced from 15 exons.